This is a messenger RNA of Zalophus californianus (California sea lion), 3503 nucleotides long. RefSeq names its product Mab-21 domain containing 2 (gene MB21D2). Bases 420 to 1895 code for a protein of 491 amino acids. NCBI's taxonomy places the organism in Eukaryota, Metazoa, Chordata, Mammalia, Carnivora, Otariidae. The transcript is spliced from 2 exons. The record is from RefSeq and is a predicted model, not a curated record.
UGUCCCUUUAAAUGGGGACGCUGGUGCUGGCUCCGUAACACCGGAGCCGGCAGCUUGUUGAUUUCAGAGCUGGUGAAUUUCACAUUGUUUCCACUUCACUUUCCUCGCUCCGAGGGAGGCUCCAGUUGGCUCUACGACCGCUGUCGCUGCUGCCAGCGAGGGCCAGGGGAGGGCAGGGACCUGCAGCAUCCGGGCCGGCGUGGGGCCGCUGGGAAGGGUGUCGGGGCCCCACACGCACCCUCGCUGCAGUCAGCUGCUGCCGAAGCCGGGACUGCCAGCCUAGACGCCCGCCGGCCAGCCCGCCCACGGGCCGGGGCCGCAGCCAGGGAGCCGGCGAGGGGAGGAGGCCCGGGGGGGCGGGGUGGGGGGCGGGGGUGGGUGCUGCCGCCGCCGCGGAGCUGCUACUCGGCGCGUUUUGCAUGAAGAUGGCGGCUCCCACCGCCAGCAAGGCAGCCUCCCUGGGCUGUAACAACAAGCCCACGUUCCCGGAGCUGGAUUUCAGGUCAGGAGCUCGGGUGGAGGAAUUGAACAAACUCAUCCAAGAAUUCACGAAGCACGACCAGCGGGAAUACGACGACCAGAGAGCGCUGGAGAUUCACACAGCCAAGGAUUUCAUCUUUUCCAUGCUGGGAAUGGUGCAAAAGCUGGACCAAAAACUUCCAGUGGCCAAUGAGUACCUGUUGCUCUCUGGGGGAGUCCGGGAAGGUGUGGUGGACCUGGACUUAGAUGAGCUUAAUGUCUAUGCCCGGGGGACAGACUAUGAUAUGGACUUCACUCUUCUGGUGCCAGCCCUUAAGCUGCAUGACCGUAAUCAGCCUGUGACACUCGAUAUGCGCCACUCAGCCUUGUGCCACUCCUGGCUGAGCCUCCGGCUCUUUGAUGAGGGGACAAUCAGUAAGUGGAAAGACUGCUGCACCAUUGUGGAUCACAUCAAUGGUGCCACCAACUACUUCUUCUCCCCAACCAAAGUGGCCGACUGGUUCCAUGACUCCAUCAGCAUUGUCCUGUCCGAGAUCCAGAAGAAACCCCAGCGAGGGAUGCCGAAGGUGGAAAAGGUAGAAAAGAACGGGACCAUAAUCUCCAUCAUCCUGGGUGUGGGGAGCAGUCGCAUGUUGUAUGAUAUUGUCCCCGUGGUAUCUUUCAAAGGCUGGCCUGCAGUGGCCCAGAGUUGGCUCAUGGAGAACCACUUUUGGGAUGGGAAGAUCACCGAGGAAGAGGUCAUCAGUGGAUUUUACUUGGUGCCUGCUUGCUCCUACAAGGGCAAGAAGGACAAUGAAUGGCGGCUGUCCUUCGCCAGGAGCGAGGUGCAGCUGAAGAAGUGCAUCUCCAGUAGCCUCAUGCAGGCCUACCAGGCGUGCAAAGCCAUCAUCAUUAAACUCCUGUCCCGGCCCAAGGCUAUCAGCCCCUAUCACCUGCGGAGCAUGAUGCUCUGGGCCUGUGACAGACUUCCUGCCAACUACUUGGCCCAAGAAGACUAUGCAGCCCACUUUUUGCUGGGCCUCAUUGAUGACCUCCAACACUGUCUGGUCAACAAGAUGUGCCCCAAUUAUUUCAUCCCUCAGUGCAACAUGCUGGAGCACCUGUCAGAGGAGACCGUCAUGCUUCACGCGCGGAAGCUCUCCUCCGUCCGCUCAGACCCAGCCGAGCACUUGCGCACCGCCAUCGAGCACGUCAAGGCAGCCAACCGGCUGACUCUGGAGCUCCAGAGGCGAGGGAGCACCACUAGCAUCCCCUCCCCGCAGUCUGACGGAGGGGACCCCAACCAGCCCGAUGACCGUUUGGCCAAAAAACUGCAACAGCUAGUGACUGAGAACCCGGGGAAGUCCAUCUCUGUCUUUAUUAACCCUGAUGAUGUCACGAGGCCCCAUUUCAGAAUCGAUGAUAAAUUUUUCUGAGCAUUUUGCUGCCUUUUUUCUUUUUCCUGGUUCUAAAACUCUCAUAAUGUGUAGUGUGGUUUGUGAUGCCGACUUUCCGUUUUUUACAUAUCCAGCCUAGAUUGGAUCUGUUAAGAACACAUGUUAAGUUUCCUGGUUCUGCAGGACAGUGCAGGCUCUGAAACAGUAUAUUACUAUUUCAUAUUCUGCCUCUGAUUUUGUUGUUUACUUUUUGUCGGUAUUGUCACACUGGUUUUGGUUUUGUUUUUUUUUUAAGGAGAACUUGAGCCAUAGAUGAAAAUGCCCAUGAAUUCUCUUGCUUUUUACUGUUUCAUGCUUUGUGCAAAUUUGUUAAUGAGGAUAGGGCAAGAGAUCUCUUUCUGACGCUUCAGGAGUCUUUUUUUUUUUUUUUAAAUGAGCUUUCAUCACUACAGAUAUUUCAAAAUCAUCUGAACCUGGAAACUACCUGGUAUGCUAGCUGGAUUUCUUUCUUUUGACCAGUGACCAGAGUAGUUUCCCUCUUUCCACCAAACAAUGUAGACUUUGAAAGUGAUAAUGCUACUAGUUGUGUUUUGGAGCAACUUCAUUGAAUGUAAUUGUCCUCAGAUCAGAACUUUGGAUGGUUUGGAGGCUGUGUUUGACAACUUUCCAAACAGAAUUAAGGUUUCCAAAUGGUAGUUUUAGCGUGUGUAAUUAUUUGAAGCCUUAUUUAAAUCCUAUUAAAGAACAUACCAUUAUAAUUGUUAUUUGCACUAAUGAAAUCUUGGCCAUUGUCAGAGUUCCAGUGUGUGUGUUUCAAUAUAAAUUGACAUCCACUGUUGAAAUGCUAUCAUUGUUUUUUAUUUAGCCCAUUUCUCUCAAUCAAUAGAAUGAUUCUUUGCAUUUGUUUCGUUCUCCUUUAAUUGUGGGGUCCUGUUUUGCCCUCUUUGAUAUUCCUGGUUCCUGCCUCACUGAGAGAAGUUUGUGAAGCUUUACACCUGCUUAGUGACCAUCCAAAGCUGGAGAAAAUAUAUACUUGAUAGAGUAGGUGUCUUUGUAUGUACUGCUUUUGGGGUUAUAGAGGUAAGCUUUUUUUGUAAAGUCUCUUUGCUUCUACUGGGAGUUGUGGGGAAAACUGGCAGAAAGAAUUUAUAAUCCCCAAAUAGAAGAUAGCAUGCCUGUUCAAAAGCAGGUGUUUCUAUAGAGCAGGUACAAGGACAUAUCUAUGGGUGGUAGCUUCGUGUGGAGGUGUCUUAUCUUCAUGAAUGAAAUCACUUAUCAGGUUUAGAUACAGCAAGGCAUUGGCUCCUUGUUUUGGUAUGGACUCAUGGCAAACUGUGGUGUUUGAGAGGUCAGGGGCCCUGCUGAUAUCUCAAAGGAUGACCAUGAUGUCUACUAUUGGAAAGGUCAAGCAACAUUUUGGAUUUGAUCUCGAAUGUCCAGACUCACAGGUUGAAUUUUGGCCAAUUGAAAUCCGGCAUAUGCAGUCUUGGGUUUUUGCAUGGGAAUUAAUGUAAUGCUUAUAACUGAAAAUGAAAUCAUUCAACCAUCUUAAGUCAAACACAAAAUAAUAAAAGAAACAUACUGGCCUUGGAAUUUUGUUGUUAUUGCUGCUAUUAGUUUGUGAUCCAGAAACUGUUAUUAAUAAUA